Messenger RNA from Sciurus carolinensis (gray squirrel), 5355 nucleotides. It is a transcript of the gene Dkk2, whose product is annotated as dickkopf WNT signaling pathway inhibitor 2. Lineage: Eukaryota; Metazoa; Chordata; Mammalia; Rodentia; Sciuridae. Gene Ontology annotation, biological process: multicellular organism development; negative regulation of canonical Wnt signaling pathway. The coding region runs from base 748 to 1527 and encodes 259 amino acids. The transcript is spliced from 4 exons. Gene Ontology annotation, cellular component: extracellular region. Gene Ontology annotation, molecular function: co-receptor binding; receptor antagonist activity. The record is from RefSeq and is a predicted model, not a curated record.
AGAGAGAGAGAGAGAGAGAGAGAGCGCUAGAGCGAGUGAGCACUAGUCUGCGCGGAGCGCAAGUCUGCUCCCAGGGCAUCGCUGGGUCUCUGCUGGCAAGGGUGACUGCCCUGUGUGAACCAGAAGCAAGCGCUUCGGAGUGACUGUAAAAGCGCGCACGGGGGACCUCAGCUCCCCUAGGAUCUCCAGGGCCGGGUCCGGAGGCGACUCUUAAUCCCCCUUUAUAGAGCUUGAUAACCUGCAAAGUUUGAGACAUUAAGGUCUCAAAAAAGUUUGAGACUUUAAGAGUCUGGAAAAAAGAGGAGAGAAACCCAACCAAGACGAAAGGCGAAGGAACUGAUCACUUAAGAGAAGGAUUGAAACGCGGAGAUUCCGGAGUGAACUCUGAGGUGCAAAGGAAGGACCAACACAAUCGUUGCGAUCCGCCGGGCUGGGUCUUCUUGCACCUUGGGUCACGCCUCCUUGGCGAGAAGGCGCCUCGCCUUUGAUUGCUUGCAGUUACUGCAGAAACUUCCUGCCCUGGUGGAGAAGCGGGUCUCGCUUGUGUGGUGCUCGCUCCUGGGCUCCUGGCUUAAGGCGUGAGACUGAGUUCACACGGUCUUUGGUCCCCGAGCCAGGAAGGGUUGGGGGAACAGUGUCUGCGAGCCCUCUGCGCCCCACGUGACGGGUCCCGUGUUGGGGUCCUUCUUUACUCUUACAUUCGCAUCCCUCGGGGCUUUGCGCCUCCCCGGAACACCUCGCCGGGAGAUGGCCGCGUUGAUGCGGGGCAAGGAUUCGUCCCGCUGCCUACUCCUACUGGCCGCGGUGCUGAUGGUGGAGAGCUCACAGCUCGGCAGCUCGCGGACCAAACUCAACUCUAUCAAGUCCUCUCUGGGCGGGGAGACGCCUGCCCAGGCCGCCAAUCGAUCUGCGGGCAUAUACCAAGGACUGGCUUUCGGCGGCAGUAAGAAGGGCAAAAACCUGGGGCAGGCCUAUCCUUGCAGCAGUGAUAAGGAAUGUGAAGUUGGAAGAUACUGCCACAGUCCUCAUCAAGGAUCAUCAGCCUGCAUGGCAUGUCGGAGGAAAAAGAAGCGCUGCCAUAGAGAUGGCAUGUGUUGCCCUGGUACCCGCUGCAAUAAUGGUAUCUGCAUCCCAGUCACUGAGAGCAUCUUAACCCCUCACAUCCCAGCUCUGGAUGGCACUCGGCAUAGAGACCGAAGCCAUGGUCAUUAUUCAAACCAUGACUUGGGAUGGCAGAAUCUUGGAAGACCACACACCAAGAUGUCACAUAUAAAAGGGCAUGAAGGAGACCCCUGCCUGCGAUCAUCAGACUGCAUUGAAGGGUUCUGCUGUGCUCGUCACUUCUGGACCAAAAUCUGCAAACCAGUGCUCCAUCAGGGCGAAGUCUGUACCAAACAGCGCAAGAAAGGCUCUCAUGGGUUGGAAAUUUUCCAGCGGUGCGACUGUGCAAAGGGCCUGUCUUGCAAAGUGUGGAAGGAUGCCACCUACUCUUCCAAAGCCAGACUCCAUGUGUGUCAGAAAAUCUGAUUACGAUCACCAAUGAGGAAAAUCACCACUAGCAGACUGUGAAUUUGUGUAUUUAACGCAUUAUGGCAUGGUGGAAAAUAAAGUUUGGAAUGCAUAAGAAUGGUAUAGAUGAGGAAGGUGAUAAGAAUAUAGACCACAGACAGAAUGAAAGAAAAGGAGAAUUGAAUGGUUAGAAGGGGUGUCAAACUCAGCGCAACCAGCAGGCUUCCAUUAUGCAACUUGUUUAUGUAAAUAAUGUACACAGUUGUGAAAUGCUAUUAUUAAGGAGAAAAAGCACAUAGUGGAAAUUACUGAAUUCCAUGUGAAUUUCCAAGAGUUUAGAUUGUGCUGGAGGAGAGAGUUUCUUCAGAUUGGUGAUUGCCUAUAAAAAUAAUCUAAAAUCCAUAUUUCUUCUCAAAGUUCUAGUUUAACAAAAUACCCUCAUUAUACAUUGAUGUGAAAGUUCUAAAACAUGAAAAGAGUUGAUAAAUGGGAAAUGAAAACGUAAAGCACAAUUAAUUUUCAAGAGAAACACCUUUUAAUUUGGAACUCUACUUUGACUGCUCAAUUAAAGGAUUUGUGUAGACAAGGGGGGAAAAAAAAGCAGUCAAUAUUUUCCAAAUACUUUCAAAAUAAUGACAGAUCUUCCAUCAAGUUCUUUGGAAAAAACAAACUUGUUUUUCCUCAAAUUGCUUAUUUACAUUUUUUUCAUAAAUUUAAUUUCACCUGUAACUAAUAAGAACUGAUAUAAAAUAAAAACCAGUUCCUUGAUAUGAUCUGUCUUGCAGCAACAUGGCAUAAUGAAUCCCGCUUUUAUGUAUAAUUAUAAUGCACCAAUAAAAAACAGUUCCUUGAUUCUAAAGGAAUAACACUGCAUAUUUCUUGAUUGUAUAUGAUUCCUACCCUGAGCACAUUUUGUUUUCCAAACUGCAUUCUUUAAUUGUGACUAGUGUAAUAAAUGCACAGAGAAGAGUUUUCACAGAUUGCAAAAUGUUUAAUGAUAUUCAAAAUACGUGGGAUAUGAAGCUAAUGGAGUGAUCAUUAUUUUGAAAAGAUUUGACACACCUUAAGUUUUGAUAGUUUUAGAUCAAUAAAUACAUUUCUUUUUCACAUGCUCUGCAGUGGAGUAGGGUGAAGCUGAUAAUAGGGACUUGAGCGGUAUCUGUAUUGCACUGAAGCACAGCAAAGAAAUGGGGAAAGCUUUGUCAAUUGUCAAGGUUGUGGAAACACAUAUAUCUAUAUACAAAUAGAUCGUAUGUCUGAAGCACAAGUUGACUUUUUUUCAUCUUUGAAAUCAGAGACUGUACAACCUACAUGGAAGUUCUCCAUGGGAUUUGCUAUUAUAAUCCUUGCUAUGCAGAUGAGUUCAGUGUGAGUUCAAUUGCCCUUCCUAUCCUCAAAAUAUUUAUUUUAUAUUUUUGAAGUACUUAAGGAAUCUUAAUUAUGAGGAGGUCUCACAAAAUGGGCUCAUGAGGUAGGUAGUGCAGUGAGGUUCUAUGUCCUCCUUUAGCUUCUAACCAACUGAUAAGCCAUCUAAUUUUUCUAUCUGAUUUUUCUGCACCAACCUUCCUCUGCAACAGCCUUUUAUUGCCAAAGAAAUAGUUUCUGGUUUUGCAGUCAGUGAGGUUUAUAAAAAUGUAAUAACUUGUAAAAUCUACAUAUUGCUAGCCUAUAGAAACCACAGUUCUAAAUUCUUUGAAACCAUUUUGCUACUUUUAUUUUUAACCAGUUCUAAAUAUUAUGUCUACAGCAUAAAAGGAAAAAAGUUAUCUUAUAGUUGUUAUUUUAAACUAUUGUAGACUGCAAGUCACUCCUUUAUUUUCCUUUACUUAAACCCCAUCUGCAGUCUCCAAUUCAAGUUCUCCCAGCAGAAAUUGAAUCUGAGCCUGUCUAUCUAUUAAAAUUUCAUCUUCCCACACUGUUUACUAGGAUUAUGAAGACAUAUGUUUUCUGCACAUGUCUGCAAAAACUAAAAUUAAAAGCUAAUUUAUCCAAGAGCCAAAGUUUGUGCCAAACAAGGUAUAUAAGCUUGGUGACAUGAAAAUGGAACAUUUCAGCCAAACAUUUCCUAUAUAGCAAUUACAUUUACAAUCUGGUUUCUGCAUUAUUUCCCUUAUGUUCACCCUUUCAAAAAUUAUUAUUUGAAGUAAUUUAUUUACAGGAAAUGUUAAUGAGAUGUAUUUUCUUAUAGAGAUAUUUCUUACAGAAAGCUUUGUAGCAGAAUAUAUUUGCAGCUAUUGACUUUGUAAUUUAGGGGAAAUGUAUAAUAAGAUAAAAUAUAUUAAAAUUUUCUCUCCAAAAAAAUUGAAUUCAAAUUUCCUUGUGUUUUGCUUAUGGGGAAAAUUCUCAUGGAUUCAUAAUCUCCAUGGUUUAAUUGUAUUUGGUCCGAUUCUGUUGCCUAAGUGGGAAUCCUUUGGAUGACAUCACCAUGAGGUGAUCCAAGGCAAUUUACUAUUACUGAUGGAGCUCAUUUUAUGGUAGGACAAUGGUAAUUGUUGGAAAGUUAAUUUUUAGUUAAAUAAAAGUAUUUUAGAUUGUGCUUUCCACCCAUUUAUUCUUCUUUUGGAGCUUCUUUGAGCAAGGAAUCUACAAAUGUUUUCUGAAUACCUGAAGACAGAUGGCAUCUUCCUCAUAGUUUUCUCUAGGCUAAAAUUUUCUAAAGUGGAGAUGCCAUCAUGCUUAGGGUAUUGGUUCAAUUUUUAUAUGCCAGAAAAAAGCUACAAGUUGUCUUUAUCUGAAGAUGGUGAUAGAUUAAGUAAGGACCCUGAUGAACUCAAAUCCACUUCCUGGGAAAUAUGUCUCACCUCUGCUUUCUGAACCUAGAGACAUCAGGAGUGCUUGACCAAUAAUACUCACCAAUUAGUAGUAAAAGCCCAUGAUUUAUUAGAAAUGCCAAUAGAGUGGAAGUAUAGAGAAAAAAACAUUCUGUGACAUAGUGGAGUGAAUUAAGUGUAGCCAUGGAGCUAGAGUAGUCCCAAAAAGAGCUGAAGAUAUCUCAAGCAUUACUGAGGUAAGUCCCACAUAAUUUUAAACAGUUGGGGUUUUCCAAGUUAUUUGUUUUAUCAAAUUGAAAACAUCAGUUCUCCACUAUGGAAGUUUCCUUGUAAAAUUUACAAUAUGGAUGGGCAGGACAGAAUGAUACACUUCAUUCUGGUACUUAGCAUCAAAGAAGUCAUAAGGCAGAGGCUAAACUGUGUAUUCCUCAUUCAUGAGUCUUGGUUAAAUUUCUCCCAAACUGGACAAUUCGUAUUAUAUAAGAAAAACAAGGAAGGAGUGCAGUUCAACCAAGAUUAUUAUUCCACUCCACAUUUAACUAAUAAUAAGGAUUAGAAAUGAAGGACCCCUCCCACACACAAAUACAUCAUUCCCCAGAUAAUUUUAAAAUCAAUACAUAACCAUUUUUUUAUUAUGAAGAUAUGGGUUUGAAUCAACUAUCUACUGGGACAGUGCUAUGGUUUGAAUAAGAUUUGUGUCCCUUACUAAUUAGAACACACACACACACACACACACACAUAUACAUAUAUAUAUAUAUAAAAGAUUUGUGCCCCUGAAGUGUUUAAUUGUAGGGAAUUUGGUCCCUCUAAUGGUGGUAUUAGAAGAUAGUGUAGAUCUUUGAGAGAUGGAAGUUAGACAAAGGUCCUUAAGUCACUGGACGUGUGGACUCAGAAGGGAUGUGGGACCCCAGUCUCUCUCACUGCUCCUGGUUGGAGACGUAAUCACUUGCUUGCUCCCAUAAUUGCUAUCCAUAUUAUGAGGUAAAAUACCCAAUAUAUAGGCUAUAUACCCUCACCAUAUAGACUUCUUAUACAAUUGGAACUUCCAUUCAUGUGUGUAAUAAAUCUGUUUUCU